Molecule: messenger RNA, 6802 nt
Organism: Paramormyrops kingsleyae
Lineage: Eukaryota; Metazoa; Chordata; Actinopteri; Osteoglossiformes; Mormyridae
Product: astrotactin-2-like
Biological process (GO): neuron cell-cell adhesion; neuron migration
Cellular component (GO): membrane; endosome
Molecular function (GO): protein binding
Source: RefSeq, a predicted model, not a curated record
CUGGACACACACCCCACAUCUCCAGCGGAGAGGCUGGUAUAAGCGCACAAGCGCUUCAUGACUCUCACUUAAAGCAGCAGAAACGGCGCGAUGGCCAGGAGAGGAGCACCAGCGCUCGCCACUGCUCUCCUGCUUGGGCUCCUGCUUUCAAGCACCGCGGCGGCGGGAGGAGCCGGAGCCGGCAGGUCUGACGACGACAAAGAGAAGGAGAGCGACGCGGAGAGUCCGUGCGAAGUUAAAACCGUGACCGUGUCCACGCUGCCCGUACUCCGGGAGAACGAGUUCAGCUUUACCGGGGGUGGCUCGGGGAGCGUGGCCGGAGGAGGAGGGGGGGAGUCCCGUCUUCUCCUUUUCGUCAGGACAGACCUACCUGGGAGGAUCUCCGUGCUGGAUGAUCUCGACAACACUGCUCUCCCGUACUUCACACUGGAGAUGUCAGGCCUGGGCCCUGAGCUCUCACAGGUGCACUGGAAGCAGCAGUGGCUGGAGAAUGGAACGCUCUACUUCCAUGUGUCCAUGAGCAGCACCGAGCAGCUCCACCAGGCCACGGAGGCUCCGGCACGCGAGCCAGCCCACGUCCCGCACGAGCGCAUGCACCUGCUGCACGUGUCCGUCAUGGGAGGCCUCAUCGCUCUGCUGCUCGUCAUCCUGCUCUUCACGCUGGUGCUCUACACACGGCACCGCUGGUGCCGGCGCCGCCGCCCGCCGCAGAAGAGCGCCAGCACGGAGGCCACGCACGAGAUCCACUACAUCCCGUCGGUGCUGCUGGGCCCGCAGGCCCGCCUGCCCCCCCACGGCUCCGUCAUCGGCAUGCCCAUCCGCGAGACGCCCAUCCUGGAUGACUACGACGGCGAAGAUGAGGAGCACCUGGGCCAGCACCUCGACCGGUUCUCCGACAGCAACACCGAGGAGGAGUACGGCUCCCGGGGCAGCUAUGCGGCGGACGGCCUGGGCAAGGGGGACCAGCAGCACCAGUUUGGCUUGGAGAAGAGAACCCUGGACCCGCGACAAGAGGUGGUGGAAUCACUGAUGCAGACUUUUAAGGAUAACUUCCGCACCGGCACGGUGGCUGAGAUCUCGCGGCUGCAGCACGCCACGUCCACCAGCAGGAGGCCGUACAGCCGCUCGCGAGGGAUCAGCGUGUUCGGCCGUCCUGGGGACUCGGGAUCAGAUGCAGAGGAUGACGCGCAGCUGAAAUUCUACACGGAGCAGCACAGGGGGCGCCAUCGCAGCCGAGGUUGCCCGCAGAGCCCCAUGAACAAGGCCACUUUGACAUUAAUCACUAUCAGCACUUGCAUUCUGGCUGUGGUGUACAGCAGCCAGCUGUCGUGCCCCCUCACGGUGAAGGUGACCCUGCACGUCCCAGAGCAUUUCGUCGCAGAUGGCAGCAGCUUUGUGGUCAGCAUGGGCAGCUACCUGGACCUGUCAAACUGGCUGAACCCGGCCAGGCUGACCCUGUACUACCAGAACAACAUCACCUCCCAGUGGGUGCAGGACUACUGCGGGCAGAGAACCACAGACCCCUGUGAGCACCUGUGUGACCAGGAGACAGGAGAAUGCAGCUGUCAUGAGGGAUAUUCUCCCGAUCCGGACCACGCGCACCUCUGCGUCCGCACCGACUGGGGCCAGAACGAGGGCCCCUGGCCUUACACGAACCUGGAGAAGGGCUAUGACCUGGUAACAGGAGAGCAGGCCCCGGAGAAGAUAUUCAGGUCCUCCUACAGCCUGGGCCAGGGUCUGUGGCUGCCUGUCAGCAAGAGCUUCGUGGUGCCGCCUGUGGAGCUGUCCAUCAACCCUCUGGCCAGCUGCAAGACAGACGUGCUGGUGACCGAGGACCCUGGUGACGUCCGGCAAGAAGCCAUCGCGUCUACCUACUUCGAGACGAUCGACGACGUGCUGUCGUCGUUUGGCCCGGUCCGCGACUGCUCCAAGGACAACGGCGGCUGCCGGAAGAACUUCAAGUGUGUGUCGGACCGGCGCGUCGACUCCACGGGCUGCAUGUGUCCCAGCGGCCUCCGUCCAAUGAAGGACGGCUCCGGUUGCUAUGACUACUCGAAGGGCACUGACUGCUCCGAUGGCUUCAACGGCGGCUGCGAGCAGCUGUGCCUCCAGCAACUUGUGCCCCUGGACGACGACCCAACCUCCAGCAACGUGCUCAUGCUCUGCGGGUGCGUGCAGGAGUACCGGCUGGCAGGGGACGGGCGCUCCUGCGUGCUGCAGGCAGAUACAUGCAAUGGGCCCAAGUGCCAGCGCAGCGGCACGCAGCUCAACGGCACUCUGUUCGGGGAGAUGCUACACGGCUACAACAACAAGACGCAGCAGGUGAACCUGGGUCAGGUCUUCCAGAUGACCUUCCGGGACAACAACUUCAUCAAGGACUUCCCCCAGCUGGCUGACGGGCUGAUGGUGAUCCCCCUCCCGGUAGAGGAGCAGUGCCGGGGCGUGCUGUCGGAGCCAAUGGCCAACCUGCAGCUCCUCACAGGAGACGCCCAGUUCAGCGAGGCCACAGGGUAUCCCAUGGUGCAGCAGUGGAGGGUACGCAGCAACCUGUAUAAGGUGAAGCUGAGCGCCAUCACGCUGUCCACAGGUUUCUCCAAGGUCCUAAAGACCCUGAACUCAGACAGCACACGCGACGAGAUGCUGUCUUUCAUCCAGCAGUACGGUACCCACUACGUGUCCGAGGCCCUGUACGGCUCCGAACUGACCUGCACCGUCUACUUCCCCAGUAAGAAGUCCCAGCAGCAGCUCUGGCUUCAGUACCAGAAAGAGACCACUGACCUGGGCAGCCGGCGGGAGCUGAAGUCGGUGCCCUUCAUCACCUAUGUGUCGGGCCUGCUGAAGACACCGCUGCUGGCAGGGGACCUGGUGUCUGGGGUGGAGGUGCGCUGCCAGGAGAAGGGUGGCUGCCCGUCCGCUUGCCACCUGUGUGGGCAGCCUGGCCGCGAGCUGCCCAGCCCCACGCCGGAGCUGCUGGAGGUGAACCGCGUGGUGCCGCUGUACAGCCUGGUGCAGGACAACAGCACCAAGGAGGCCUUCAAGAGUGCCACGAUGAGCUCAUACUGGUGUGCCGGGAAGGGCGACGUCAUCGAGAACUGGUGUCGCUGUGACCUGAAUGCUUUCAGCAAGGAUGGCCUGCCCAACUGCAGUCCCCUGCGUCAGCCCAUCCUGCGCCUGGCGCCACAGCUAGAGCCCUCCAGCACCAUGGUGGCCUUGGAGUGGGUCGACGUGGAGCCAAUCAUUGGCUACAAGGUCUCCGAUUACAUCAUCCAGCACAAGAAGGUGGAGGAUCCCUCAGAGGCUGAAAUCUACACAGGGGAAGUGUUAAGCCUUGUGGACGACCUUCUUUCUGGCCUGGGGUCUUCGUGUGUGGUGGUGGGGAAACGCAGCAGCGAGCACCCCCAUACGGCCCUCUAUACCUUGGUCUUCAAGUGCCUAGAACCGGACAGCCUCUAUAAGUUCACGCUGUACGCCUUGGACAGCCGUGGGGGGCGCUCCGAGUCCAGCUAUGUGUCAGUCAGGACUUCGUGCUCCGUGGUGGACGACAGCACAGCAGAAGAGAUUGCUGACAAAGUGUACAACCUGUACAACGGCUACACGAGCGGCAAGGAGCAGCAGACAGCCUACAACACGCUGAUGGAGAUCUCGCCUCCAAUGCUUUACCGCAUCCAGCACCACUACAACUCGCACUACGAGAAGUUCGGGGACUUUGUGUGGCGGAGUGAGGACGAGCUAGGGCCCAGAAAAGCGCACCUGAUCAUGCGGAGAGUGGAGCGGCUGAGCCGCUACUGCCGAUCCCUCCUGCGCAGCGCCUACAUCCAGAGCCGGACGGAGACGGUGCCGUACGCGGUGUGCCGCAGCGAGGAGGUGCGGCCCGCUGAAGCCCUGUGGCGCAGGUCCCUGCACGAGACCCGCCUGUCUUGCGUGGAGAAGCUGGCUUCGGUGCGCAGGAACAGCUACAGCAACACCAAAAUGCGGUGAAGGGGGGCAUGAUCCCCCCCCUCCCCCCAUCCCCGACCCAGCAGAACCCCGACUCCCCCUCGCUGCUGCUCUAGAACCUCGCUUAGGACUGUUUCCUGUCGAACGGGAGGGGGCAUGCAGGCGCUGCCGGGUUUGACGUCGACUGACUCGAUCGACCGGAACGGAUGCCGGGUUACUGACGCAAAUUGCGGAAAUGAAAGCUGGCAUUUGAGGUUAUGUUUACCUUUGCCAUUGAGGUAAAGUGUGUCCCCUCCCCCUCCCCCUCCCCCAAAGCAGAUCACGUUGGCCGGUCGGAAGACCCAGCUAAUGAUCACAUGGUUACCACGGUGCUUCUACUUCCAUAGGGUACAAGACCAAACAAGGACAAGCUGCAGUGGGAAAUGUAACCAUAAUCGACCAGUUUUCACAGGGCAGUGAGGAUGGAGACGGUGAUGGAGGUGUGGAUGGGGCAGACGCUCGGAUGUUUUUAAUACUUGAAUCUGUGGGAGAGUCUUAUUCAUGGCCAUGAACAGUCUUUAUACUGCCAACUACAGGACAGCCGUGUGUGUUGCGUGGUGAUGUCGUCCGAUGUGAAGUGUAGCUUUCCCGGCAGAAGCAGCCGGUUUGUAAAUGUUUGGUAAAAGCCAUGUUUUCCGUUUGUCUUACAUCGUCGCCCAGGGUGUGUUAAGUACUACAUAUGUUAGAGUCUUCAUUAAAAAAACGCAGGAAAACACAGAGCUUACAAAGAAACCACGAGUGCUCCUUCAGAGAGACUCUUACACAAAAAGGUUGUAGGGUAAUGUUAUGUAGUGGAAGAAACGGUAAAACCCUGACUACAGUGAUGGGAUUCCUACACCGGCCCACUGAAGGAUUCCGAAAUGGAUGAAGGAAAAUCACCAAGUAUUGCAAACAAUUGGGAAAUUACAUAUGGCCCUAUUUCUUAGGACUGCUACAAAAAAACAAAAAAAAAUAAAACAAAAUCCGUUUUAUCGGUUGUGACUGUCAGCUAUCAGAGUUGUACAUAUUAAAUUGUAAAUAUGCAAUAUGCAGCUUUAAUAGUCUUCUUUUAUACUCUGAUUUUUUUGUUUGUCUUGUUUGAUGUACAUUUUAUGUGUUUGAGAUCUUUUAUUUUCUGGUGCCACAUUUUCUGUCAUUUUUACAUGUCUCCUCAGGGGGUGGAAGGUUGUUUUUCGUGGAUAUGUAGUCUUGGAGCUUUUUCCCCAAGUAAAGAGAAAAAAAAACAUUACACUGACCUUUUCCAGCAGAAAAUAUAACAUAAUAUGAUAUUCAGUGCUGUACUCAGACUAGCAGGAAAACACUGCUAGUAUUUAUACACUUGUCAGUACAUAAUUAUGUAUACCUACAAGUUUAGUGUUCAUAUCUUAAAAAAUACUGUUUGCCUUUGUUAACAGACUACAUAUAUAUUACUUCUUUUUGAACUGGCUCUCCUGUAAACCAGCGCCAUGUCAUGGGAAUCCCUCCGUCUGCUUCUGCGUUUUCUCCCUGGUGGCAGGAAGUGCCAUAGGCUGUGUCCCUGUGGCAGCUUGCAGUGCGGUUAAGGAUGUCGGCGUAUAACCUAUAGGCCAUAGUACGUUAGUCUUUUCCACUCCUGAUUUCUCAAAAUGAUUAACUGAACUUAAUGCUGCGGUGAAAAAGAAAAAAAUAACUGACAAAGGGGUGAAAUUAAAGGUGGUGUGAGUCACUGGAAAAAAAUGUCUGGCAAGCAGUGACCCCAGUUUGAAUAAAUUUACACCCAUUAGUGGUUUUGCACCAGGAAGUGGAUGCAAGUGGCAAGUGCUGGCUAACUUUGGCGAAAGCAGAUUAAAUGAGCCAGGAAGUCCCGCCCUCAUCACGCACUGCCUCUGGUUGGUCAACGGUUACUCAGAAAGGCACAGAGGCUAAUCAUUUAUAUGCGGGCGUGUGUGAAAACCCAGGCAGCCGAACAACAAGAGCUACGGGACACUGGCAGGUUGCGGUCCCGGGACGGCGAUUUGGGAGAAGGUGCUUCUGCCUGUUGUCCCCUCCCAGAAUGCCUAGCUGCACUUUCUCCCACAAAGUUCAACCUUUUUGCUGCACCAAUGUUAGUACAUUUCAUCCUCUUAAAUAUUAGGCUUUGCAUUUUGUAUUGCUUUGGAAAUUCUUGCAACAUGAACACAUUCCCAGCACCAUAUGUGCAUAGAUGUUUUUCAUUCCCCCCCCCCAGUUUUUUUUAAUGUGUGUAUGUAUGUGAGUGGUACUUCAGUGUACACUAAUUUUUCUACUAGUUAAAGACUUCCAUAUACUUGCCCCUUGUAUCGUUAUUAUAUUCCAUGUAAUAUUUAUUAUAAUAAAUCAUUUUCAUUGACAAAUGUUAUUGCUCAGCUUGAAUUUACUCUUAUUCAGUUGAAUGUAAUUUCAAAUACACCUUUAAAAAUGUAUUUUUUAUUCUUGAAUUUCAAUGGAGUCAUGCAACAAUACAAGUAAUGGAUAAUUAAAUACUGCUGAAAUUAAUGCAUUGCUGUGUGUAGUUUACUAUUGUUUUUCUUUUAUUACAAACACUGAGAGUGUCUGCACAUUGCCAAUAAAACCAACCUACUUAUCAGUAAAGGUUACAGUGAACUGUUAACCUCUGAAUUCCAUUUUUGUCAAUGUAAUUGUUUUUAUUUCAACUUAUUAACUUAUAUGUGAUCUAGUCUAUCCAUAAACUUAAGUACAUUACCGUUUUUAACAACACUGAUGGUUAACCAGUGAUUUAUUCCUAAACAAUUCAGUUGAAAAGUAGCAUCUCCUUGAAACUUCUUAUAUAUGGUACGGCAUACUGUAAAUCAGUAGUGCCACACACACACAAAUAACAUCUGUGACAAUG